UAACUUUGAAUAAAUUAUAAAUAUGUAAAAUCAUUGCUAGCGCAACUUAGAUAUUAUUUUAUAAUAAUAAGUUUUAAUAAUACUCCAACAAUGUCUGACUUCCAAAAAUACAACAACGAAACAAAAAUAUCUGUCACAUCCACUGAAGAAAUUGACAAUGUUAUUUAUUAUUUAAUAGAAGUAAAGAUCGACAAAAUAAAAUGGGUGGUUAAACAUAGAUAUAAAGACUUUUCAGAACUACACGAAUCUCUUGUCAAUGAUCAUGGUGUUGCAAAAGACACUUUGCCACCAAAGAAAGUUAUAAGGAACAAAUGUCCAAAUUUCAUUGAAAAACGUAGAGAAGGACUGGAAGAAUAUUUGAAAAAUCUUUUGGUUUAUCUUCAGAAAACAAUGCCGAGAGAAUUUGCAACGUUUUUGGAUAUGGAUAAAUAUGAUAUAUUGUUUCUGCUGCAGAGCAUGGCUAUUAAUUUUUUUAAUAAUGCCGAGACUUAUUUGCAGAACUGCAAAAGUUUUAAGUUCACACCAUUAGAGCUCUAUGCAAUAAGUCAAAGAUUACCCCGUCCAUGUCCACCACUAGAGUUAACAGAAACACAAUAUGACUUCAGUCAUAUAUUGGACUUCUGUUCACAAUUAAAAGACGUCAUUAUCGAAGGCAGUGUGAAUCAGAAAUCCUUUCUGAAGACGAGUAAUAUAAUUCCUAAUGAGCUAACGUUUGAAAUGUCAGUAUUUAAAAAUAUACAAAAGUUGGAAGUUAUCGGGAUACCUAUGGGAAAUAUAUAUAGUACAGGUACUAUGAGAGAAACAUUAAGACAUCUUUGUGUCAACAACACUGGUGCUGAGCACAUUUAUGAUAUUCUUCUUCCCGAUGUUGUACAUAAACAAGAAUUUACUUCAUCACAUACUUGGAAAUCUCUCACCGAAGCAGACUUUAGUUACAACGAAAUAAAAGACAUAGACGACUCCAUAAAACUGAUGCCAAGUGUAAAAACUUUAAAUCUUGUACACAACAAAUUAUCAGACGUUAAAAAAAUAUCGAAUCUAUCUCAACUACCUCAAUUGUGCAAUUUGAAUCUAUCCGAGAACCACUUCUACAGCUGUGCCGACUUGCAUACAAGUCUGGGAAAUAUCGUUUGUUUAGAUCUAUCCCAGAAUUUUAUAUCGAGCCUUUCAGGUUUAAGUAAAUUGUACUCCCUAGAAAGCCUCGAUGUUAGUUGUAAUAAAAUCACGGAUAUAAAAGAGAUUGUCCACAUCGGUAGUUUGCCGUGUUUGGAAAAUGUUAGAAUAACAGGCAAUCCUUUAUCCUGUAUUGUUGAUUAUCGAGUCAAAGUCCUGGAGUUGUUUAAUGCUCGAGCGAAUGAUAUUAAUUUAGAUAAUGAAAAACCGACUGUGCAGGAAUUGGAUAAGGUGAGGGUUUUGCAGGCUUUACGUAUUGCUAAAGAGGGAAUUGCACCUUCUUUUUCAAGUAAUAAUACCAGUUUGUUCCCGAAUUUGGUAAGCAGUGGUUCUUGAUAGUAUUUAAUAAUAAUAAUAGUUAAUUAGAAAAGGUAAAACAAAUUUAGAAACGUGAAUAAUAUAUAUUUAUAUAACGAUUUUAAUAUGUACAUAUAAUGAUUG
This is a messenger RNA of Ctenocephalides felis (cat flea), 1614 nucleotides long. Its product is annotated as nischarin. Bases 91 to 1509 code for a protein of 472 amino acids. Gene Ontology annotation, cellular component: cytoplasm. Lineage: Eukaryota; Metazoa; Arthropoda; Insecta; Siphonaptera; Pulicidae. The record is from RefSeq and is a predicted model, not a curated record. The transcript is spliced from 4 exons. Gene Ontology annotation, molecular function: protein kinase binding; phosphatidylinositol binding.